UUAGGAAUUGAGGGAUAGCUAGCUGGGAUUACAUAUAGGUCAUUGGAGAUGGCUAGAUCGAAGGCAUAGGUAUUGACAUGAUAAAAAAAUCUUUUGAUGGAAACAAGGAGCUUCAAAUGCCACUUGGUCGAACAUCCAGAUCAGAAAUUUUGAGUCAUGCAGAUGAUGUGAAUAUAAUGGAAAGGGAAUCAAGUCAGCCUUUGAAAAAGAUUAGCAUUUUCUUCACUCUUCCUUAUUGGCAGCACAAUCUACUUCCCCACAACAUUGAUAUGAUGCACACUGAGAAAAAUGUCUUCAAUAGCACUUAUGGAACAAUAACUGACCAAAAUGGAAAAACAAAAGACAAUUACAAAGGACGCUGUGACCUUCAGCACAUGGGGUUGAAGGCUGAGCUACAUCCAAAACCAGGAUCAAGUAAUAACUCUAAGUUACUGCCCAGAGCUUGUUAUCAAAUGACUGCAAAAGAGAAAGAUGCUUUUUUUAAGGUCUUAAAGGACAUGAAAUUACCUGAUGAGUACUCAUGUAAUAUCUCCCAUUGUGUUCAAGUCAAACAACGGAAGAUAAUAGGACUUAAAACUUAUGAUUGCCAUAUUCUUAUAGAAGAACUUCUACCGGUGGCAACUCGAGUAUCUUUGCCUAAAAGAGUUGCUUUAGUUAUUAUUGAGUUGUGUCAACUCUUCAAAUGCUUGUGUGCAAAAGUGUUCAAAGAAUUUGAUCUUGAUGAGUUAAAGUCUCACUCUGUAAAGCUUGGUUGGCUAGUUGCUUAUAGGUGGAUGUACCCCAUUGAAUGGUUCCCCCUGACACUCAAGAAUUAUGUUUGUAAUAGUGCUCAUCCAAAGGGAUCAAUAGUAGAAGCUUAUUUGUCAAAUGAGUGUUUAACGUUCUGUUUAAGAUAUUUGGAGGGGGUUGAGGCAAGAUUUAAUAGACCUUUAUGUAAUGAUGAUGAAGAUGAUAGGGAGCAUUCUAAUGAGGUUACAAGAAUGGAACAACAAGACACCCAAAGAGGAUGCAAGAAAGAUGAAUUUGGUUUUACAUUGGUCAAUUUCAAUCAUUUAUCUCACAUUGGUAGUAAUCCUAGUGAUGACCCCUACAUAUUCGCUUCUCAAGCUAGUAAAGUGUUUUACAUUGAGGAUGCAAGAGAAAAAGAUUGGCAACUAGUCAAGCAUGUGAAGGUUAGAUGUGCCUUUGAUUUGGGAGAAGUGAUACCUAUUAGAGAAGAUGAAGUGGCUGAAACAGACAUGGCAUCCACUUGGUCAAACAACCAAACUACAGCUAGUUUACCCUCUUCUCCAUCCAUAAACAAUGAGGUUGAGCCAAGCCAACAACUUGCUCCAUCUCAAAACAAUGCAGGUGAGUCAAGCCAUCAACAUGCUGUCCUAGAAGAAACAAAUUAUAGAGCACCAUCUCCACCACCUAGAAAGCCAAGAGGUCCAACAUUGAUGUCCCACAUAUGGGAGUUGGAAAAAGGUGUCAAGGUCAACAUCAAAUUUGAUCCAAAUUGCCACUCAGUUGGUAAAGAAGGCUGCACCUUGACUCGAUUCCUUGGUACUGUUGCAAGAAGAUAAGUUGUUGUACCUAUUAACUACAAGGAAUGGAGGGAUAUGCCUCAAAUUUAUAAGGAUGACAUGUGGAAGAUUAUUGAGAAAAUUAGCAAACAAAACAAAGAAAAUAGGCAAAAACUUGAAGAGCCCCAUUGCCUAGGCAUUAAGACUUUUGCACGAUUUGUCAAUGAGAAAGUAAUUGAUUUUUUCUGCUCAAGCUACUUUAUUAAAAAAAGUAGUGUCAAUGAUGUUAGAUUAGUAAUAAAUUAAAUUGUUAUCC
Rubroshorea leprosula is the source of this 1821-nucleotide messenger RNA. NCBI's taxonomy places the organism in Eukaryota, Viridiplantae, Streptophyta, Magnoliopsida, Malvales, Dipterocarpaceae. The record is from the annotation of a GenBank genome assembly.